Sorex fumeus (smoky shrew) is the source of this 1648-nucleotide messenger RNA. It is a transcript of the gene NHLRC3, whose product is annotated as NHL repeat containing 3. Bases 1 to 1599 code for a protein of 532 amino acids. Gene Ontology annotation, molecular function: translation repressor activity; ubiquitin protein ligase activity; protein binding. The record is from RefSeq and is a predicted model, not a curated record. The transcript has 8 exons. Lineage: Eukaryota; Metazoa; Chordata; Mammalia; Eulipotyphla; Soricidae. Gene Ontology annotation, biological process: protein polyubiquitination; proteasome-mediated ubiquitin-dependent protein catabolic process; negative regulation of translation.
AUGCGAAGAGUUCCUGGACACAAAGCUUCCAGACACCUCGGAGAAGAGCCGGGUUCUCCCGAUUCCCGCAGAGAAACCCGGGGCUCGGCCAGCGGCGGGCCAACACGCCAGCCCGAGCCAAGGCGGGGGCGCAGCUUCCCCGCUGGAGCACGCGGGAGCACAGAAGCACCGGGCGACCGAGCCCCGCCGACGGCCAGGACCCAGACGCCGAGCUCCUGGGCCGCACCAGCGUCCCCGCCGCCGGCCGCCGUCCCUUCACCGCCGCCGAGCUGGAUGCAUGUCCAGGGCUCGCGCUCAGCCCCCACCAGCAAGAACGCCGGGCUCCCCUGGGCCCCGGCGCCCGGACUGCGGCGGCCUGGCAAGGCUCUUUGUUACCAGCUGCCACGGCUUCCGGGAGCGGGGCCGGCUGUCGGGGAGCACCGCGAGUCGGGCGACGGGGGGAGGGGGGCGCGAUCUCGGGCAGGGGGACUCGUGAACACCGCAGAACGACAGCACCAGGUGCCCUUUCCGGUUAGCCCUACAGCCCCCCCACCAGCCAAUAGGGGGGACCUUCCACGCAGUUCGUCGCGCCUGAAUGAACUCAACUCUGCGCCGCCCGCGCAGGCCGUUCCUUCCCGAAAGCCGGGGAAGGGUCCUGAUGUGGGAACAAAUUUUGUUUUUCAAAUUUCCUGGGAAAACGAGGAAAUUCUCUACCAGCUAGAUGUGAAUUGGCCGAAAUAUUCAGAAUAUUUCACCGGAGCAACUUUCUGUGUUGCCGUGGACUCCCUGAACGGAUUGGUUUAUGUUGGCCAAAGAGGCGAUAACAUCCAGAAAGUACUCGUGUUCACAGAGGAGGGCUAUUUUCUAAGGUCCUGGAAUCAUACGGUCGACAUGCCUCAUGGUAUCUUUGCAGCCAGUACACUGAAUGAACAGUCUGUUUGGAUCACGGAUGUAGGAAGCGGAUCCUAUGGUCACACUGUCAAAAAAUAUAAUUCACUUGGCGAUCUUGUUCAAGUCUUGGGUACCCCAGGCAAAAAAGGCAGUGGUUUGAAUCCCCUUCAGUUUGAUAACCCUGCAGAAUUAUUUGUAGAGGACACAGGAGAUAUGUACAUUGUGGAUGGAGACGGAGGAUUGAAUAACAGAUUGAUCAAGUUGUCCCAAGAUUUCAUGAUGCUUUGGCUGCGUGGAGAGAAUGGAACGGAGCCUACCAAGUUCAACAUACCUCACAGUGUCACAGUUGAUUUAGCUGGUCGGGUGUGGGUUGCUGACCGAGGAAAUAAGAGAAUUCAGAUGUUUGACAAAGUCACUGGGGAGUGGCUAGGAGCUUGGACAAAUUGUUUCACAGAAGAGGGACCAUCUUCAGUAAGAUUCACUCCUGAUGGAAAAUUCUUGGUUAUAGCCCAGCUGAAUCUUAGCAGACUCUUGUUUGUGGCAGCACCACCGGUGGGGAGCAUUGGCAAUUGCUCUGUGAUCAGCACAAUCCAACUAGCAGAUCAAGUCUUGCCUCAUCUCUUAGAUGUCAGUGGGAAGACGGGAGCCAUCUACGUAGCGGAAAUUGGAGCAAAACAAGUACAAAAAUACGUUCCUUCCAAAAGCUAUUUUUCUUUACUUGUUUCAUAAUGUCCUUCAGAGUGAAGGUUCAUGUUUUCAAAUGUACUUAGUUUUCUUU